CUUGGCCGGGUUAUUUCAACUUCUUUUGGGUCGGGUCUAAAAACCGUUGUCGUGGUUCUACAUCGGGUUGGUGUGGUAUGGGUUACAUUUAAAUUUUAAACCUCACUCGGCUCUUCCAGUCGAUGAAGCAACAAACCCUAAUGCAUCAAUUUGUAGGUGUUGAAGAGUGAUUAAAUUGGAGCCGAGCUCCGUUUUAUUUCUGGUGAUGAAGAUACUCGAAGCUAGAAAUGGGUUACUUACCAACUUUGAAGUGCUUCAAUUUCUUCAAUCUAAAGGAGCUAGACAGGAUCACACACGGAUUGCUGAAGUUCCACCAUCUGAGCUCAAGGUUUAUGAUUAUUUGGAGCGAACUGCUGCUUCCAGUCAAACAAAAGAGAGCAUCGAGGAGUUCGUGGGAAAAUGUAAAAAGUACCACCUCAAAAAAGCUGAGAUUGUCAGUAUCAUCAACGUUAGACCAUCAUCCGUUGUUGAAAUCUACCCGAUGAUAGCGAAAUGUGACGAACGUUUGGGAGAAGGUGUUGAAGAGCUGGUAGAGAUGGUAGGAGAGGUUUUACCCUCUCCCCCAACCAAACUGGAGUCUAACGAUGGAAAUGGUGAUAACGAAGACGAAAAUCCAGAUGAGCAACUAGAGGAGACAAGUUAGCGCGGCAAAUUCUUGAUUGAUAAAAAUAGAACAUAGAGAGAGAGAGAAAGCUCUAUUGUUUAAUCUAAAAAUUCCUGAUGUCUCUAGUUUUGGAGUUUGAUUUGAACAGAGUUCAGUCUUUUUUUUUUUUUUUUUUUUUAA
Molecule: messenger RNA, 784 nt
Organism: Cornus florida
Lineage: Eukaryota; Viridiplantae; Streptophyta; Magnoliopsida; Cornales; Cornaceae
Exons: 4
Coding region: 206-643 (145 amino acids)
Biological process (GO): transcription initiation at RNA polymerase III promoter
Cellular component (GO): RNA polymerase III complex
Molecular function (GO): nucleotide binding
Source: RefSeq, a predicted model, not a curated record